Molecule: messenger RNA, 5783 nt
Organism: Anolis carolinensis (green anole)
Lineage: Eukaryota; Metazoa; Chordata; Lepidosauria; Squamata; Anolidae
Gene: tmem168
Product: transmembrane protein 168
Exons: 6
Coding region: 650-2752 (700 amino acids)
Source: RefSeq, a predicted model, not a curated record
CCCACAUUCCUUUGAGAGAGUGACGUCUGCGCUGCUACACACGAGAAAGGAGGGAAAAAGGAAUGUUAACGCCUUGAAGGGCUACAUAGGGAGGGUCAGUCAGUGUUGGGAGCGCCGAGAGAGCGCCAAAGCCCCGCAGGACGGAGCCAGGUCUCUUUAGGAAGGAGAAGCGGAAGGCACGCGCCGCCGCCCACCCGCUCCGACUUCUGCCUGGCUUGAGCCCCCGCGCUUCCCGUACCCGGCCGGAGCGCGGAGGAAGACGGGCCAAAAUGGCGGCGGGAGGGGAAGUUUUGAGAGGAAGCGGCCGCCGGUGAGUUCUGAGGAAAGAGGUGGCGCGGAGGUAGAAAGGGCCCGGCGCACGUGUUUAAGGCGGAAAGGAGGAGGAACGGGGGCCCAAGCGGGAGGCGUGCGCCUCGCAGGCAGGAUGAAAAAUUGGAGCAAGGCUAAGAUCCCAGUAGAGGUACCAGCAAAAGAAGAUCUCAUUGAUACUCCAGCUGGGGACUCAGCAGCACCAAGCAUGACUUCAUUGAUCUGAGACAACUGUUGGUGAAACUAUACUGAAGAAACCUGCUUUUGCAUUGCAUUCCUUAAAUGAAAUUCGGACUUUCAUUUUCUGUGACGUGGAUACUAGCCCUACUAACCAGCUUACAUGUGUAGAUCAUUGCGUUACUGUGUUAGCCAUUGUCUCUAUGCAGCAAUGACAAGACUGGAAGAAGCAAAUCGAGAAAUGAACAUGCACUCCUCUGUCCGGUAUCUGGGCUAUUUAGCCAGAAUUAAUUUAUUGGUUGCAAUAUGUAUGGGCCUUUAUGUCAGGUGGGAAAAGACUGCGGAUGCAUUAAUACUUGUAAUAUUUAUCCUAGGACUUUUUGUUCUUGGGAUUGCCAGUAUACUUUAUUAUUAUUUUUCAAUGGAAGCAGCAAGUUUAAGUCUCUCUAAUCUUUGGUUUGGAUUUUUAAUUGGCCUUCUCUGUUUUCUUGAUAAUAAUUCUUUCAAAAAUGAUGUGAAAGAAGAAGCAACCAAAUAUUUGCUGCUUUCCUCAAUAAUUAUAAGAAUAUUAUAUGCAUUGGUUCAAAGAAUAUGUGGCUGCAUUCAUCAUCGACCCACUUUACUGACAACAGUUGAAUUUCUUGAGCUUGUUGGAUUCGCAAUCGCCAGCACUACUAUGUUAGUAGAAAAAUCCAUGAGCAUUAUCUUAUUGGUUGUGGCCUUGGCAAUGCUCAUUAUUGACUUGCGGAUGAAGUCUUUCCUAGCAAUUCCCAAUUUGGUGAUCUUUGGAGUCCUUGCCUCAUUAUUAUUUUUUCCAUCCCUAAACAUACCAACCAAUCCAUUUGCCUUGGGAUGUUUUUUUAGCUGUUUAGUAACAGACCCUCUUCUUGAUAUUUACUUCAGUGGCCUCUCAGUAACAGAACGUUGGAAACCUUAUUUGUAUCGUGGACGAGCCUGCCGAAGAUUUUCAGUCAUCUUUGUCGGACUUAUUGAACUCAUUUCUUUUAUUCUGUCAGCCCUUAAACUGGGUGAUUUGGAUCUCUGGUAUUUUGUGAUUCCAGGUUUUUCUAUUUUUGGCAUUUUCUGGAUGGUCUGCCAUGUCAUUUUUCUUAUAACUCUCUGGGGAUUUCAUACAAAAUUAAAUGACUGCCACAAAAUUUAUUACACGCACAGGACAGAGAACAACAGCCUUGAUAGAGUCAUGGCAUCUAAAGGAAUGCGCCAUUUUUGCUUGAUUUCAGAACGGCUUGUCUUUUUCAGCCUUUUUUCAACAGCCAUUUUGGGUGCUGUAUGUUGGCAGAAAUCCAAUGGAAUCUUCAUGAGCGUGUUUCUGAUUGUUUUGCCUCUUGAAUCCAUGGCUCAUGGCCUUUUUCAUGAAUUGGGAAACUGCUUAGGAGGAACCUGUGUUGGUUAUGCAGUUGUGAUUCCUACAAAUUUCUGCAGCCCUGAUGGCCAGCCAACAUUGCUUCCACCUGAACAUGUACAAGAACUAAAUUUGAGAUCAACAGGCAUGCUAAAUGCCAUUCAAAGGUUUUUUGCGUAUCAUAUGAUUGAGACUUAUGGCUGUGACUACUCCACAAGUGGACUUUCUCUUGAUACUCUUCAUUCUAAGCUGAAAUCAUUUCUUGAACUUCGAACACCUGAUGGACCCCGACAUGAUACCUAUGUGUUAUAUUACAGUGGCCACUCUCACAGUUCUGGGGAGUGGGCUCUUGCAGGGGGUGAUGCACUGCGUCUUGACACACUUUUGGAAUGGUGGAGGGAGAAGAAUGGCUCUUUCUGCUCACGACUGAUCAUAGUGCUGGACUGUGAGAACGCUCAGCCUUGGGUCAAAGAAGUAAGAAAAGUCACUGACCAGUAUAUUGCAGUUCAAGGAGCAGAACUGGCCAAAGUGAUAGACCUAGAAGAAUCAGAUCCUCCUCAUCUUGGUGAUUUUACUAGAGAAUGGGUGGAAUACAACUGUAAUCCCAACAGUAACAUCAGCUGGUUUGAAAAGGGGCGUACGGUGAAAGCCCUCUAUGGAGUGUCAAAGCGAUGGAGUGACUAUACUUUACACUUACCAACUGAAAGCGAUGUUGCCAAACACUGGAUGACGUAUUUCCCACGCAUCACCUACCCGCUGGUACACUUGGCAAACUGGUUCUGUGGUCUUAAUCUUUUCUGGAUCUGCAAAGUGUGUUUUCGGUGUUUGAAAAGAUUAAAAAUGAAUUGGUUUCUUCCCACAGUAUUGGACACAGGGCAAGGCUUCAAACUUGUCAGAUCUUGAAGAACCAAAGAUGAGCAGAACUUGAGAACUCGCAGACCUUGAAAACAUGGCGGACGUGAAACUGUUUUAUUUGUAACAGUUUACUGUUUGACAAAAAAUUGCUACUUUUGUAGCUAUAUUCCUUUGCUCAUUAUCCUGAGCAACUAUAGUUUUGUAAAGAGUAAGAAACUCCAUUGGAUAACAAGGGCAGCAUAGAUAUUCGAUAAUAAUUUAAAUUGUUACUGAGUUGGAUCUGAAUUGUUUAAAAGCCAUUAAAUACACCCAUGCACUUGCGAAGAAGUUGUGUACACUUGUUUGCUUUGGAUAGAAUAGUAAGAAAUUACCAAAUUUUGUACUAUUAGAUUAGAACUCAGAUAUAUCCACAUCAGUCCUGUGUGAAAGGAGAAGACCUGGCUUAGACUGGUUCUACACUGCCCUAUAUCCCAGCAUCUGAUCCCAGAUUAUUUUAUUUGAACUGGAUUAUACGAGUCUACAGAUAAUCAGGUAUAAGGAGAUAAUUUGGGAUCGGAUCCCAGGAUAUAGGGCAGUGUAGAUCCAGCCUGAAAUGCUCUUUUUGCUUUGGUGCAUUUCAAGGUUCCCACAAAGGACAGUGAACCAAAAUUAAACAAAGACCUCUGGCAAGUAGAGAUAGCUUUAAGGCUAGUCCAGUUCACAUUAAGUGAAUGUAAGAUAGAUAGGUUUUUCAGCAGCUUCCAUACAUAACAUGUAGAAUUACUGGAUUCUGAACGUUACUGAUAUUGGCAAAGUUUAUUUCCAAAACAUUUUCCAACAAUAUCUUCAUUUAGAAAAUUACAGUUAAUAUGUGAUAGUAGUUUCAAAAGAUCCCAAUAUCUUCAAUUACAAAUCAAAGAAAGGCAGUCACUAUUGAUUUGUGGAAUUGAAAAGAAAUGGACUUGGUAUCAAAUCAUUGCUGUCUUCUUCUUUGCUAAUUUGACAAGGUUCUGAAUUUCUGACUACAAACUGGAGCAAAUUAUCUUCAUCAUAAGGGAAUUAGACAAGCUAUUGGUGAGAUAAACAAUCUGUUCUUACCCUUUUUGGCUUCCGAAUCUGGUUUUAAUCCUAACUAAAGCCUAGAGAAGGAGCCCCAGUGGCGAAGUGCGUUAAAGCACUGAGCUGGAGACCGAAAGGUCCCAGGUUCAAACCCCGGGAGCAGCGUGAGCGGCCACUGUUAGCUCUAGCUCUGGCCAACAUAGCAGUUCGAAAACAUGCCAAUGUGAGUAGAUCAAUAGUUACUGCUCUGGCAGGAAGAUAACGGUGCUCCAUGCAGUCAUGCCGGCCACAUGACCUUGGAGGUGUCUACGGACAACGCCAGCUCUUCAGCUUAGAAAUGGAGAUGAGCACCAACCCCCAGAGUCAGAUAUGACUGGACUGGACAUCAGGGGAAACCUUUUUUAAAGCCUAGAGCAGUUUUUCUCAAACUGUGCUCCUCUAGGUGUUUUGGACUUCAGCCCCCAGAAAACCCAGCCAGCUCACCAGCUGUAAAAAAUUAUGGGAACUGAAAUCCAAAAUAUCUGGAGGAGCAGAGUUUGAGAAACCCAGGCCUACCGCAUGAGCUGUACUUGUCUAAAACAGAUAUUAUGGCACUGUGACUUCCUCUUGUGUAUACCCAGCUCUCAGAUUUUAGACUGGAAUCUCCAUAACAAAAUACUAUAUAUAUUCAGACUUUUUUAAUUUUAGCACUCUGCUCUAACCUAAAUUUUAAUCACUGUAACCUUUUCCAAACAUAGUUUCCCUUAUUGGAGAGGUCUAAUUGGUAAGCUUCUAUCUCACUGAUCUUCCAAAAUGUAUUAUGGCAUGAUGAAAACCUUAAGUACCAAGGCAAAGCUUUUCAUGAUUAUUUUUAAACAUACCUAGUUGCAUCCAUAUUCUUAUAUUGACUUUUAAAAAUGAAAAUCUAUUUAUAGUCUUUAGCUGUGAAUAAAUAUUUCUGCCAGGUACUAAAAAUGUAUUCACUAUUUAAGGCAAUAAGAACAAUUUUUCAUGUCCAAAAAUGAUGCACUUUGCAGAAUUUUGCCUGGAAAUAUAACCAAAAAACUUUUUCAACAGGAGCUCCAUUCCACAAGAAACCUUUCUGUUCAGUUGAUCAUGGGUUUUCCAUUUCAGAAAUGUAUGGGUGGCAGUUCCCUUGUAUUCAUUAACCACAAUAGAACUCAUGCUCUAUAGAGACCCAUAGCCCUAAACUAUCCAAUUUCCUGGUAGAGAUGAUUGUACAAUCCAGGCAUUGCCAUUUUUGGCCCUCCGUGAUGACUGAAAUGGGAUCAAAGUCUGGUCUAAUGUGAGGGAUGAUUCUCCAAAAGGAGUUGUGUACACAUUUUGCUAGGGCAUUGCCAACAGAAGGCUUAUUCUGAGACUAAUGGUAAUUGUUAUAAAUGCAAGCAAGUCCAAACAAGUUCAGCAAUACUCUUGCCUUGGGCUGAGGAAGAAGAUUUUAAAAUACUUUAUUGUGAUUUUGGAACAAGUUUGACUGAAAUGAUCCUCUUCAAUUCCAGAUUAUUAGCUUUCAGAAGCCUAUAACAUCAUCCUCAAUGGAGUUCAAGAGACCAGACAAAGUGAUUUUCUAUGCCCAACUUCUCCUAAUUUGUUUUUUAACCGAAACACAGUUUUAUAUUGAAGUGUUUCUGGGCAAAGAUUAUCUUGGCUCUUUAUCUUUUAUUUGUCCUGUUUUUAUACCUCUCAUUUCCUAUAAUGUGCAAAUGCUGAUAUCUCCAAAUUGCUUACAUCUAAUUGCAAAGCAGAUAGAUAAGCAACCUCUGCAAAAAGGUUAAGCCAUUUCCUCUGUAUGACAAUUGCACUUUCAUCUAUUCCAAUUUCCUUCGUGAUGUUUUGAAGUGUUUUUCCUUUAGUCUUGGAAAGUUAACAUUUCUCUUUAACAUACUGUGCUUCCUUGGGGUUAUAAAAUGCUAAACUGAUUUAACAGUGAGCUAAACCUAAGUGUGUUUAAAGGGUUUCUUGCCAGCAUUGGGUAACUUCCUUCUUACCAUUCAGGGUUUUUAAAACUGAACUUGUUCUAUAAAAAUAUUAUUUAAAUAUA